Ostreobium quekettii is the source of this 1797-nucleotide messenger RNA. The record is from the annotation of a GenBank genome assembly. NCBI's taxonomy places the organism in Eukaryota, Viridiplantae, Chlorophyta, Ulvophyceae, Bryopsidales, Ostreobiaceae.
AUGCGAGCAGUCAUCCAACGCGUCUCGAGCGCGAGCGUCACCGUAGACGACGAAAUCACUGGCGAGAUCGACCGCGGUCUCCUGAUCCUCCUCGGCGCAGGGGAAGGAGACGAGGAGAGCGACCUCGACUACAUCCUCGAGAAGACCAUCAACCUUCGCAUCUUCCCUGACGAUGACGGCAAGAUGAACCUCUCGCUGCUCGAUGUCGGCGGAGAGCUCCUGGUGGUGAGCCAGUUUACCCUGUACGGAGACGCCAGGAAGGGGCGCAGGCCAAGCUUUGUCAAGGCGAUGAAGCCUGACGUCGCAGAGCAGAUGUACGAGCAGUUCAUCGAGCGCGCGCGCCAAAGAGGCGUGAGCAAGGUCGCCACCGGGCGCUUUGGCGCGAUGAUGGAUGUGCGCCUGCUCAACGAUGGCCCCAUCACGAUCCUGCUCGACUCCACGAAGAGCAACCGCUCCGCCAAAAAGGACGCCUCGCCCACACAGACCGAGGCGGCCUUCUGGCCGAUGAAGCAAAACGACAUCAUGCGCACUGGCUUCGCGCUCGCGCCUAACCUGAUCGAGCGCCCCGAGAUCGCCUGGAGCGCCGAGGUCGGCGUUCAGACGCGCCACAACUCCCCGGUGGUCACCGAUUCGAUGGUGUUCGUCGGCUCUGCCGGAGACACCGAAGGCGCCCCCGACAGCAAGGAUGGCGUCUACGCGCUCGAUCUUACAACAGGUAAGCAGGCGUGGUUCUCACCGACCCCGAAGGGAGAUGUCCACGGCACGAGCUGGCUAAACGGCAGGCUCGUCGUCACGGGUGGCGCGCAAGGCAUCUGGGCGCUCGACGCCAGGAAUGGACAGCCAGCUUGGAGGCUCGAUGUGGCGGACACCGGCGCGGCGAUCGCUUCGCCGCUGGUGCUCGGAGAGCAAAACCUGGCCAUCGUGGGGACGCUGUCCGGCGAGCUGCUGUUUAUCGAUGGCGCGAGCGGUGAGAUCAGGGCUCGCGCCAGUUUGCCAGGUGAAAUCCGGGCGGGCGCGACCUCGGAUGGGACGCGCGUCUUCGUCGCGACAACGGAUGGGGUCGUGGUCGCCUUCUCUCUUGCUGGAGAGGAGCUCUGGCGCACGCGUCACGAGCACCGCGUCCCCGGCGACGAGCUCGAAGAGAUCACCACGCGACCUUCCGUCAUCGUCAGCGAGCCCACGGUCGCCGACGACCUGCUCGUGCUCGCAUACGACCGUGAAGAGACGAUGGACACGCCCCCCUGGUUCGCGCUCGACCGAAAGAGCGGUGCGCUGGUCUGGGAACCGGACGCGUUGCCAAACUUCAAGGCGUGGACAGGGCUCACCACGUCGCCCUCCUUUGCCAGUGAUUUGCUGGUCUUCGACCUGCCCGCGUCGAACACGAGCAUCGGCUUCCAGACAAAGGAGCGGCGCGCCGAGUUUAUCAGCCUGACGCCAGUGUGCGUGCAGCAAGCAGGACCUUCGACGCUGCGCCUCCCGGAUGCGAUCUACCAGGUUCGUAUGGACGGCGUGUUCUACGCCAAGACGGACAUCUACGCGUCGGUGAUCUGGUACGCCUACCUCGGAGAGUUGUCGCGCUACCCCGAUCACCCCAAGGAAAACAAAACCGCGCCCGGGGAGUGUCACGAGACUCUUCCCACAGGGCGCGGUAUCGCAUCGACCCCGGCGGUCGCCAGGGACGGGAGCGUGCUCGUCGGCACGCUCGAGGGCUAUCUGAUCAAACUCGCCGGGCCAGCUCCCGAGGUCGAAGAAGGCGCCAGCGAGGUCAAUACCAACGCUGCCCCUGCCCCUGAAUGA